GUUUUCGCCUGUUUUCGUUGGUGUGACAAUGCGGCCUGGUGGCAGUCGCGCGACCGUCAGGUGAGACAAGCAGACAGUACCGACCCCUAACAUCAUGAGCUAGGUGGUCACAGCAUGCAGACCGCGAGGGGUCGAUCCGAGGAGCGCAGGCCGCGGUCGAAAUCUCAGUCCCAUCAGCCCAGAAGGGCCGUCUCCCGCGACUCGUCUGUGUCCAGUAGCAGCCGGGAGGUGCGCUGUGGCUGCCAGUUUUAUCAGUCCGACAGUUUACUGCCCGAGAGGGUGACCCUGGUUGGCAGGCCGGCCAGUCGUAACAGUUUCACCAUGGCUUCGUCCUCGCCACAAGUCGGUGACCAUGAAUAUGAGCCAGUAGGGGCCCCACCACCCAAGGUCCAGGAGCCACAUGUCACAGAUGAAAUGGGCCUUGGUAUGGACGAGGAGUUUGAUGCCAUCAAGCCGGCCACCAAGUCUGAGACCAGCAGUACAAGCAGCCGAGAGCGCCGAUUUCUGCGUAUACCACUGGAUGACGAGCUGGUGGUUGUCCCAGGGGAUGGCGAGGAUGAAGAUGAAGCAAUGGAGGGUGAAAAUGGGGAAGCCAAAGGAGCAACAGCAGAAGAAGCAGAGGAGAAGCUGUCUGCCCAGGAAUUUCAGUCCCAACUGGAGGACCGGUAUUUCUCAGCUACACCAACCACCACAGAGUCGCGCACAGACUAUGAUGUAAACACCAGUCAACUGGACUCCUCGGGUCUUGAAGAUAUUCCCCUCAAGCGAGAGGCCAGGAAGAAGAAGCAGCAGGAUGCCACCCCAGAAAAGCAGCCAGAGACACGUGGCUUUCAGCAGAGACUUCGUUCACAGGCUGGGAGGAUUCGAACAAAACUAAGGAGCAUACCUAGGCCUAACAUUAAACUUCCAGAGCGUCCAAAGCUCAACCUGCCUGAACGCCCAAAAAUUCGUUUACCAGAACGUCCAAAAUUUAAUCUGCCUGAACGCCCCAAAUUCCAUCUUCCAGAACGCCCUAAAUUUAAUUUGCCUGAACGACCAAAGUUUUCAAUGCCAGAGCGUCCAAAGUUCAAUCUUCCACAGAUGCCAAGCUUCAGCAUGUCUAAGGAACGCAAGGCCCGAUCUCAUCAUACAAGCAGCACAAGGCGACCACUGCGUGAGCGAUCACAGAUAUCAUCAGCAUCUACAACAUCAUCAACAAAGAAGAACAUUUUUGACUUUGAUUUCAAAUCCUAUCCUCGCAUCUUCGAUCGCAAGUCUCGGCGUGCUGACUAUGCAACUUCAUCUCCAAAACCUUCACGUGGACAGACUCCUCCUCCUCCUCAGACACCAAUUAGAAAAAAAGGAAGCUGGCUACAACGAUUCACAGACUUAAAGCAUGCUCAUGAACCAAAUCCGCCCACUGCAGGUGAGGCACACAGUCGAGUUAGAGAUGAUCUGGAAGGUGAAGAAUUCAGGGAUGACAUUAAUGUGGCAGAAUGUGCUGAAGGUUCUGAAUCUACAACAGCAUUCAGAGACAAGGACUAUGGGUAUGCAGUGACUAUAGAUGACACAGAGCAACCUACAGAAACUGCAGAGCAGAUCCGGGCAAGCUCUAGCAGUGUUCCAGAUUCAGACCGGGAGGCACGAUCUUCAGGCAGCUCAUCUCUGCGUCAUCGGGCAGGUGUCCUUGAGGAAAUAGACUCAGAUGAGUUCUUUCUUCGAGAGAAGGGCCUGAGUCAAGAAGAUGUUGAAGUGGGUCGCUACCUCACCUCUGAGAUCCGUGAAGCAUUCCGUGCCCCUGUCAGUGCACUCUCACAGAUGGACAAUUUCGAAUAUUAUGACGAUGAUGAAGAUGUCGAGAAUUUGGGUCAACAGUAUCGUAGUACUCCCGAAAGGGGACCCAUACGACCGGCACGGACAAGGUCACUUGGAACUCGCAAGAGGUCCAGUAAAAGCAGAGAACCAAGUCCAGCCGAAGAAGAAGCCUCUUCGCAAUUCUUUAACACAUUUCCACCUGCAAGGCCGAAGAGAAGUAGUAGACUUCAUCAACAACGGGCUGAGGGCAUAGAAGAGCAAGAUGUGUCCAAAGAAAUCAAGGAGCAAGUGUAUGAACAAGAAAUGGAAGUUGAAGAGAAAGACAAACAAAUAAUCUCUCCUAGGAAUGAUAUUCUGUCUUUAACUGUCACUGAUGAAGAUGACAAAUUCCUGUGCCAAUCUACAGAGCUUGAGGAAUACCUUGCAUCUCCCUCAGAGGACCACUGGCAGACUGAGGAAAAUGCAUUUGUUGAGGUUCAACCACCAAUGCCACCGAAGAGAAUGCGGCGAAGCAGGAAAGAACCCAUCCCAGAUACUUUGUGUAAUGGGAAUUACACUAAAGAGGACUGGCUGGAGAAUUUAGAAGCAGAUGUUAUACCCAAUGAAGAGGUUAUGGUGAUGCGAAUGGAACCAGACUACAUAAUUCCAGCAGCUCCACCUGAAGACCUUGAGUUACCUCCAGAGCCACCAAGAAGAGGCCGCAGGAAGAGUUCACGUGCCACGUCCCUUGUAGAUGAAGAUCGCACCUCCCGCGGAGCCUCAUCACUGCCCUCAGAACGUGAACACAUUGCUGAUGACCUUCCUCGUGAUCUCAGUCUCCCAGAAAUUCCAGGUUAUGCAGCUGUAGACAAACCCAUCACCAAACCACGACACUCAAAAGCACAGCGUCCAUCUGUUCCUGGUCGCCGCAAGAAAUCUAAUGGACAUCAGCACACACAUCCACAUUUCUACUCACUUCCGCACAGACCGCCACCAAUUCGACCAUUAAGAAACUACAGCACUUUAGGCCCAUCACGUCCACCAAGGAAACACAAAACACUUUUGCCAGAGGAUAUUGAACAGAAGAGUGAAUCCUAUAUUGAGAUAGAAGAUGACAUCCUGGAACCAUUAUCCCAUGGGAGUGCCCGUGACCUUCAGUCUGGUGAUAUUAUAGAAAGGAUGAAAGGGAGGCCACUCCCACCCCCUCCACGACCACCCAGAAAGGGUCGAGAAAGUCGAGAAAGUCGAGAAAUGCCAGAGGAGUCUACUACAGGGGGACAACUACCAAUGUACCAAAAUGAAGAAGAAACAGAAGAUGGAAUUACAGAAUCUGAGGAACCAUUUGAUGUCAGCAAAGUAGAAACUUUGGGUGCUUUGAGUGAUGACAUCUUUUAUGCUCAUCCAGGAGUAACAUCAUAUGAUGAUGAAAAACUGGAAGAAGAUAUUGCAAGAGAAACUAAAAAGUUGUCUAAUUUUGAAUUAGAAAAGGACAAGACAGAACCAUCUCUGAUCCUGCAAGAAGCAAAAAUCAGGGAAACAUCACCAAUUUCACUCGAAAUUUCAGUGGAAGAAGUGUCUGUAGCAAUUCAGACAGAUCCACUGCCAGAUGACAUCUGUGUAGUGAUGGGGGAUGAGGACGUGCCAGUAAGUCACAUGACUGUUGGUACAGAGACAACAGGUCAGUUACCAUUGUCAGGGAAAACAUCAAAGUUUGGGCAGCAAACAACUCCCGAGCACCCUCCUCCACCAACAGUGAUAGAGAAGCCCAUUCCAUAUUAUGUUAUGCCAGAUCCAGACACAGAGAUUGAACUGAAGGCUCAGAAAUUACAGAUAUCAGAGUUAGAAGUAGAAAGACUAAAUGUGGGCGAGUUGCAGGCACAAAAAAUACUGGUGUCUGAUAUUGAUGGUGUGUCAUUGCAGGUUGCUGAACUGACCAGUAAAUCAGGUAAUCUGGUGGUUACUGGACUAGAACUUCCUCCAAGAUUUCUCCAAGAUCUCUAUGACUCUCUUCCAAUUCCACCCUCUCCAUCACAACCUGUUCCAGCACCAGUACAAGUCUCAGCUCCAAGCAUACCUCACCCUCUCAUUAUUCAUCCUCAUUCAGAUCCUCCUGCAACACAACUGCCUGCUCCAACACCACCAUCCGAAUCUCCCUCAGCCCAGAUACCACUGUACCAAGCUCCCACUCUCCCAUCACUCUUGCCCCAAACUCCUUCUACUCUUAUACCUUUUUCCCAGGAUCCCUCAAUUCUCACAUCACAGUCUGAGGCUUCCCCUACCCAGACAGCCCUGCCCCAAGUUCCUCCUGCUAAAACACCAAUGUCCCAAGUUUCCUCUACCUUGACACCCCAGUCCCAAACUCCCUCUGACCUCACCACACCACAGUACCAAGUUCCCUCUGCCCAAAUACUGCCGUCACAAGUUCCCUCUGAAUCUGUAUCACUUUCCCAACUAUCCUCACAAGUUGCAUCUGUCCCUGCAACUCCACAAGUCACCUCUAUCACUACUUCCCCUCCUCAGUCUCAACAAGUCCCCACAAUCCCUUCACAACAAACCAUACCUCUCCAGUCCAUUAUAAAUCCUAACCUUGUUACAAGUUUUAAUGGAUUACAUUCUUACAUACCAGACUACAUCCCCCCUCAAGUGCCAGUAUCACUCCGAAUUCCAUCCCGCACACGGUCUCAUAUCCAACGAGAACUAGAAUCAGAGGAGGAAAUGAUCAGUUUAAUGCACACUCCAUCCAGCAGACGGAGGCGUCAUCAUCCAUCAAAACCUGUUUCCCGUUAUAGUAGUGAUGAGGAAGAAGAAGAAGAGUACAGUUCAUAUCGUCCACCCAGCCGACGUCACCAUUCUAGCUCAAGGGGGGCAGAACCAUCUGUUGGCGAGCUUAGCCGUCAGUUAGUGCAUGCCUGUCAAGGUGUUACAAUGAGGGCCUUGCACCAACUGGUACAAUAUGUGACACCACAGGUGCGAGAAGGGGAGGACAAGAGAAGGGACCUACAGAUAGCACUGUGCAUUCUACUUGUGCUGGUUGCAGGACUCAUUUUGAUGGGUUUUGGAUCAGGAAAGACAUACCACCACCACCACUGGGAUUACCACUUCCCUCCACCCCACCCCUAGCAGUAAUCACAAACAAAACAUGACUAUGGUCCAUCCACUGCAAGAUCUUGUCUAUUUAUGGAAUUAGUUACAAUUCUUAUGCCACUGUCCAAUAAUAUUUUUAAUUAUUCUUUACUGUGAAAGAGGAAAAGAAAACUUUUACACACCUGUUUGCCUUAUUAUUGUGUAAAUAAAUUGCAAUGCGUUGUUUGUUUCA
Zootermopsis nevadensis is the source of this 5089-nucleotide messenger RNA. RefSeq lists its product as uncharacterized. NCBI's taxonomy places the organism in Eukaryota, Metazoa, Arthropoda, Insecta, Blattodea, Termopsidae. The record is from RefSeq and is a predicted model, not a curated record.